AUGGACACGGGAAGCCUCGUUCUCGAGGCUGUAGCUGCUGGUGUCAAUUCCACAGACUACGUCAAUCGAACAACACCCAUUUACUCCAUAAAUCCCGACUUUAUUUCACAAUGGAAACUUAAGAAAAAACAAGAGAGAAUCUGCAAAGCACUAUAUAAGCGCUUCAUCAACUUCCCUGCAUGCCAGCGUCUCCUAGGUCUUCCAGUAUAUCGACCCAUAUACGAUGGCGGAGAUCUCUAUCCCUGGACAAACAAUGACAGUAUGAUCGACUGGAGCUACUUCAACAUCAGCCUCAAUGGUCCAUUUGAUGAGGGUCUGUGGAAUGCAACGACACAGCUCAUGACAACACCCAAGCCCAAUGGACCUGUUCCUGUUCUGCCGCCCUUUGAACUCUGGCAAACCAUCUUCAUUGCCAUCUGCCUGGCACUCUGUAUCAUUCUCACGGUUGGUGGCAAUACUCUUGUGCUACUUGCCUUCAUGGUGGAUCGCAGCAUUCGGCAGCCCAGCAACUACUUCAUCGCAUCCCUCGCUUGCACCGAUAUGCUCAUAGGAACUGUUUCAAUGCCCUUCUACACGGUUUACGUGCUGAUGGGGUAUUGGGAUCUUGGUCCUCUGCUCUGUGAUCUCUGGCUCUCCGUGGACUAUACCGUGUGCCUCGUGUCUCAGUACACCGUCUUACUCAUAACAAUAGAUCGCUUCUGUUCAGUUAAAAUAGCCGCCAAGUACCGCAGCUGGCGCACAAAACAGAAAGUGAUCUGGAUGGUGACAAUCACAUGGAUAAUUCCAGCUCUCCUAUUCUUCAUAUCAAUCUUUGGGUGGGAACACUUUGUGGGCUAUCGGGACUUGCAGCCGGGUCAGUGUGCUGUACAAUUCCUCAAGGAUCCUGUGUUCAACACUGCCUUAAUUAUUGGUUACUACUGGACAACACUAGUGGUACUCUUUGUCCUCUAUGGUGGCAUCUACAAGACUGCCUAUGAGAUGCAGAAAAAGAGUGAAGCCAAGCAGCGAAAGAUGCAAUCAAUGGUGGCUCUGAGUGCUGGAGCAAUGACUGGAAUGGCAGGAAGGGCUGCUGGAAUUGGGAUAUCAAAGACACAGAGCACACUACUGAGUCAGGACAAACCAAAAGCCCUGCCCAGUGUUACUCAAACAUCCACAGUGCCACAAUCAUCAUCAUCAUCUUCCAAUCAGGCCAAUUUUGGGGAGGAAACCAACAAGAAGACACACAAAGAGGGAAGAGAAAAGCGCAGGGAUAAAGAUGCCAAUGAGGGGGACAAGAGUGAAAGAUCCAGCAGUCCGGCUUUUGAUUCGGACGAAGAAAGUUCAGCCCAGCAGCAACAGCAGGAGCGUCAGAAGAAGGUGCAACAGGAGAGAAAGCGUUCCUCCAUUGCAGGGUUGAUGGUUGGUGUUCAUGCCCCAGUUCUGGCUGCCAGGGUCAAUGGUGCGAUAGGUCAGAAGGCCAGUGAGGUGCCAAAGAAGACACCGUCGCCUUUAACACCAAAUUUGCCUAGAAUUCAGGAGACGAGCCUUCUUGACACCCAAAAUGGACAAAGUACGCUUGAUAGAGUCCCCCUUCAGCCCGUUCCUGUUCAAUCCCCCAUUUCUCCGCAGGAUAUUGCCCCUCCUGAGAUCCCACCCGAGCAGCAUCGGCUGCGCCUUUCCCAUCCCAUUUUACCACCUCCGGACGCCUUCCAGAGUAGUCCUCCCGUGGCAGAUAGCCCCAAAGCUUCGGUGCGUCCCCGAAGCUUAACGGUGAGUAGCCAUGGUGAGUAUAAUCUCACUUAUGACAUUCUAGGGGGUAUGGAUGGGGCAGAUCUGCGCUUCAUGGACGAGAGUUCGGUGGUUGUGCCGUCGCCACCAAAUGAGAGUCCACCCACGUCAAUUAGUCUCCCACCCGCGCGUCCAGCCGCCCCCAACCAAAGUGCCGCCAAUCCCAGUCUCCUCCACAAAGCCCUCAUUCGUGCCACGGCCCAGCUCCAGCCCCCGGAUCAUGCCAAAUUCCACACAGCCGUCUCAGUUGAUCGGCCGGACCAGAAACCGGUGACGUCCAUCGUCCAGGACACCUGCCACAUCGAUGCCCACAAGGCCGAAUCAACGAAAUCCUCAACGGAUGCAGCCACACCGAGUGUCUCGGCUGCACCCGAACCCCCUUCUUCCACCGAUUCCAGGCGCCGUGGGGAUUUUAUCCGGUCCAUAGGGAAGCGCCUGAAAGGCAAAAAGAAGUCUCCGGGAGGGCCAGGAGCUGGUCGACAGAAGUCCAAGUCUGAAAAUCGUGCAAGAAAAGCCUUCAGGACAAUUUCAUUCAUUCUGGGAGCUUUUGUGGCUUGCUGGACGCCAUAUCAUGUACUGGCCCUCGUGGAGGGCUUCUGUAAAUCACCUCCAUGCACCAAUGAGCAUCUCUACAUGUUUUCUUAUUUCCUCUGCUAUGCCAACAGUCCCAUGAAUCCCUUUUGCUAUGCUCUUGCCAAUCAGCAGUUCAAAAAAACUUUUACACGUAUCCUCAAGGGAGACUUUCACAUGACUUAA
Molecule: messenger RNA, 2523 nt
Organism: Phlebotomus papatasi
Lineage: Eukaryota; Metazoa; Arthropoda; Insecta; Diptera; Psychodidae
Gene: mAChR-B
Product: muscarinic acetylcholine receptor M4
Exons: 3
Coding region: 1-2523 (840 amino acids)
Biological process (GO): adenylate cyclase-inhibiting G protein-coupled acetylcholine receptor signaling pathway; G protein-coupled receptor signaling pathway, coupled to cyclic nucleotide second messenger; chemical synaptic transmission
Cellular component (GO): plasma membrane; dendrite; synapse
Molecular function (GO): G protein-coupled serotonin receptor activity; G protein-coupled acetylcholine receptor activity
Source: RefSeq, a predicted model, not a curated record